GAUUUGUAGAGCUCUGUAGGGCUGUUUUUCUGGUUGCCUGGAUACAGGCUCUGGCCCUUAGGGCUUCUGGGUCGUUGGAAGCCUCUGUAGCUGUUCCGCGGGACUCUACGUGCAGAAACUGUGCUGGGGGUGGGUGGCGGAGGCAUCGAGCCAAAGGAGGAACGCUCUGCUUCCCUCAAUUCACUAAAGCCUGGAUCUGGGAGAGAGCAGUGGCUAAAGUGAAUAAGAGAUGGCCAGUAAUCACAAACCCCCUUCUGCUCGCCCUAUUUCACGAGGAGGAAUUGGAUUGACAGGAAGACCUCCUUCAGGAAUAAGGCCUCCAUCAGCAGGUGUUCGAGUGGCAACUGGAAUGCCACCUGGUACUUCAAGACCUGCUUCUAGAAGUGGUACCAUGGGACCUGGAGGAGUACUGUCUUCUCAAAUCAAAGUUGCAGAUCGUCCAGUAACACAGCAAGGUUUAAGUGGAAUGAAAACUGGAAUGAAAGGUCCCCAGAGGCAGAUUUUGGAUAAAUCUUACUAUCUUGGACUACUUAGAAGCAAAAUAAGCGAACUCACAACUGAAAUUAAUAAGCUCCAAAAGGAAAUAGAAAUGUAUAACCAAGAGAAUUCAGUGUAUUUGUCAUAUGAAAAGAGGGCAGAAACUUUAGCUGUUGAAAUCAAAGAAUUUCAAGGACAACUUGCAGACUACAAUAUGUUAGUGGAUAAACUCAACACCAAUACAGAAAUGGAAGAAGUAAUGAAUGAUUACAACAUGCUAAAAGCUCAAAAUGAUCGAGAAACCCAAAGUAUGGACAUAAUAUUUACAGAAAGACAAGCGAAAGAAAAACAAAUUAGGCGGGUAGAAGAGGAAAUUGAACAAGAAAAACAAGCAGCAGAUGGCAUUAUUAAAAAUAUGUCUCCUGAAAAACAAGUCAAGUAUAUAGAGAUGAAAACUACAAAUGAAAAAUUAUUGCAGGAAUUAGAUACACUUCAGCAGGAAUUAGACUCAUUGAAUAUGAAGAAAGAAAGUCUGGAAACUGAAAUAGCGCAUUCCCAGGUAAAACAGGAGGCUGUACUUCUUUAUGAAAAACUUUAUGAAUUGGAGUCCCAUCGAGAUCAAAUGAUUGCAGAAGACAAAAGCAUGGGAUCCCCAAUGGAAGAGAGAGAGAGAUUACUUAAGCAAGUUAAAGAAGAUAAUCAAGAAAUCGCAGGCAUGGAGAGACAGUUAACCGACAUAAAAGAAAAAAUUAACCAGUUUAACGAAGAAAUUCGGCAGCUUGAUAUGGAUUUAGAGGAGCAUCAAGGUGAAAUGAAUCAAAAAUACAAAGAGCUGAAGAAGAGAGAGGAAAACAUGGAUAACUUUAUUGAGACAUUCGAAGAAAUGAAGAAUCAAGAAUUAGAACGGAAGUCACAGAUAGAAUCCAACAUUGUUGCACUAUUGGAACACUGUAGCAGAAAUAUAAAUCAUAUGAAACAAAUAUCUUCUAUCACUAAUCAAGAACUGAAGAUGAUGCAAGAAGACCUCAAUUUCAAAUCCACUGAAAUGCAGAAAUCACAAAGUACUGCCAGAAAUUUAACUUCAGAUAGUCAACGUCUACAGUUGGAUUUACAGAAAAUGGAACUCCUAGAGAGUAAAAUGACAGAGGAACAAAGUUCUCUAAAAUCUAAAAUUCAGCAAAUGACAAAAGAUCUGGAGACAUACAGUGAUUUACCAGCUUUGAAAUCAUCAGGUGAAGAAAAGAAAAAGAAACUCCAGAAAGCAAGAACAGCAUUAUCAAAACGCAGAAACACAUAUAAGAAAGUAAUGGAGAAGCUAAAUUCUGAGUAUGAGACUUUAAAGACUCAAUUACAAGAGAAUGAGACGCAUUCUCAGCUUACAAAUUUGGAGAGGAAAUGGCAGCACCAUGAGCAAAAUAACUUUGUGAUGAAAGAAUUCAUUGCAACCAAGAGUCAGGAGAGUGAUUAUCGACCAGUUAUGAAGAAUGUGACUAAACAAAUUGCCGAAUACAAUAAAACCAUCGUGGACUCUCUUCACAACACCUCUCGAAACUGAAUUCAGACUUUACUUCAAGGCGUCCAUCAAGUACAUUAAAUCUUGUACUUCUGAGCUUUGAAUAAAUUCACUCGUAGAAAAACAUUAAAAACAAGAAAAUAUAGCCUACAAACUAUUGUUGAUGAGUGCUUUAUUGAUAUGAAUCCUUAAAAAUAUCACCCUAUUUUUGAGAGCAACAGUCCAAAAGAGGACUUUUAAAAAUAUAUGGAUUAGGUUUUCCUGAAAAGGAAAAUGUUUGCUUUGUCAUGACCUAUUUUAUAUUCAAAUAUGCUUCUAACAUAACAAAUAGUUGUGAUUUUAAAAUUACCCUCUCCUUUUUGUCAGCUAUUUUAAUUAAUAUCAGGAAUAUGUUUUUCAUCUAGGUUUUCCAUAAGAAGUGAAAAUUUUUAUUAUUAAUCACAUUAAAUAUGUCAAUAGAAGCAAUAUUUUUAUAGCUUUGUUUUUUAAAAAAAGAUGAAAAUUAAUCUUUGCAAAUAAAGAGAAUUAAGAUUUA
Messenger RNA from Sarcophilus harrisii (Tasmanian devil), 2525 nucleotides. RefSeq names its product intraflagellar transport 74 (gene IFT74). The record is from RefSeq and is a predicted model, not a curated record. Gene Ontology annotation, cellular component: centrosome; cilium; intraciliary transport particle B. Lineage: Eukaryota; Metazoa; Chordata; Mammalia; Dasyuromorphia; Dasyuridae. The coding region runs from base 230 to 2032 and encodes 600 amino acids. Gene Ontology annotation, biological process: intraciliary transport involved in cilium assembly; cilium assembly. Gene Ontology annotation, molecular function: beta-tubulin binding. The transcript has 20 exons.